Molecule: messenger RNA, 981 nt
Organism: Naegleria gruberi
Lineage: Eukaryota; Heterolobosea; Eutetramitea; Acrasida; Naegleriidae
Exons: 1
Coding region: 1-981 (326 amino acids)
Source: RefSeq, a predicted model, not a curated record
AUGAACAAACUCUUCAAUCAUCAUCAUCACUCGGUGGAAUUUCUCUACCUUUUUAUUGUUAUAUCAUUGUUGGGAGUUACAUGUUGUUUUGGACAAGGUAGUAUAUUUCAAGAUAAUGAUCAACCAGAUAGAUUAUCAAUGAUGAAAUUGUAUAAGAAUAAAUUGGAUGAUCAAUUGGAUAAUAUCAGAAUUAUGAAACAAAAUGUGAUGGCAUUAAGGGAUGCAAACGAUAUCAUUACUCCCUAUGUUGAUAAUUUAAAUAUUGAUAAGGUUCAAUUACAAUCCAUCAUGGACAAGGCUACUAGCGAUUUAAUUUCCCUCAUCCGACAAGAACAAGAUUUAUUGAUGAAACAACAAAUUAUCGGAUCUUCCAUUGCUGUACUUUCUCAGAGAAGAAAUGGUGCUGAUUUAUUAGCAGAUCAAACACAAUUUAACUAUGUACCAGGUACUAAGUGCAUUUGUUUUGAUCUUAAUUCUGGAAAGUCGUGUAAACCUGAGGAAAUGGCCUCUGAAAAUUUAUUCUCAAUCAAUGAAACUCAAUGGUAUGAUGGAUCUAUUGUGAAAAGUCUCACCUCUGUUUCGAACUAUAUCCCAACUACAUGUAGAGAGUAUUUGACCAAUUUUUAUGUUGGAAAGACAGGAAAUGGAUUGUAUAUUGUAAAACCCUCUGCUGAAUUCCCAGCAUUUCCAGUGUAUUGUGAUAUGAGUAAGGGAGGAUGGAUUUAUUUGAAUGGAAUUCAAAAUCAUGAGACUCCUUUCAAGCAACCAAUUACCCCUAUCACUCCAGAUCUUGUGGAAUCAAUUGAAUUUAGAUCAUUGAUCAAGUUGGCUAAUCAAGUCAAGUCAAUGGUUGGUGAUGAAUGUGCAAUUUCAUAUGAUCCUGAUGAUUAUCAUGAAAGGACAAUGAAAAAGUUGUGUACCGUUGAUGGAUUUUCCACUCCAGGUAAAUUUGUCAGUUUCUUCCAAUAUUUCAUCAGAUAA